AUGUCCCCCGGUGGAAUGAAUCAAAGUGAAAGGGCAAACUUGAGGCUUAAAAAUCCUCCGAACUCGACUGGCGAUCCUCUCCGAACUCGACCGCGAUCCUCUCCGAACUCGACCGCGAUCCUCUCCGAACUCGAUCCUCUCCGAACUCGAUCCUCUCCGAACUCGACCGGCGACACCGCCACCCACCUCCACCACCUCCGACCACCGCCCCUUCCACCUCCCCCUCCCACCGCUUCCACCUCCCACGCCCUCCACCGUCACCGCCUCCACCGCCACCGCUUCCACCACCACUGCCUAGCUCCACAGCCUUCCACCCCCACCACCUCCACCACCUCCACACCCGCCCACCCCUCCACACCGUUCCCAUCUCCACACGCUCCACCACCACACGUCCACCUUCCACCCCGCUUCACCUCCACCGGCUUCCACCUCCACCCGCUUCCACCUCCCUCCCACCCGCCGUUCCACCUCCCUCCACCCGCUUCCACCUCCUCCACGCUUGCACCCCUCCUCCACCGGCUUCCACCUCCUCCACCGCUACCACCUCCUCCACCGCUACACCCUCCUCCACGCUACCACCCCUCCUCCACCACCGCACUCAACCUCCUCCACUCUACCGACCCUCUUCACCCUACCACCGCCCCCACCCUACCAACUCCACCGCUGCCACCCACCCCCUCAACAGCCCCUCACCUCCACCACCUCCGCCGCUGCAACCACCUCCACAGCUCUCCCCUCACCACUCCACCCCGCUUCCACCUCCACGCUUCCUCCUCCACCACUGCCACCUCCACCGCUUCCAGCUUCACUCCGCCACCUCCACCACCACCACACCUCCACCGCCCGCCACUUCCACCUCCACCGCUUCUCCACCCUCCACCCUUCCACCGCUUCUCUGCUCCCCCCGCUGCCCACCUCCACCCGCUUCCACCCACCACGCCCUCCCGCUCCACCCUCACCCACCGCCACCUCCGCCACCGGCUUCCACCUCCACCUCCACAGCUUCCACCGCUUCCACCUCCACCGCUUUCCACCGCUUCUCCUCCACGCCUCUGCUCCCCCCCGCCGCCACCCCACUCCCCACCACCCACCUCCACCGCUUCCAACUCCACCAAUUCCACCGUUCCUCUCUCACAAGCUUCCACCUCCACACGUCCACAGCUUUCCACCUCCACCACCUCCACCGCUGUCCACCUCUCACCACCGCCACCCACUUCCACCUCCACGCGCUCACCUCCCACCACCUCCACAGCUUACCCUCCACCGCCCACCACCACUUCCACCUCCCACGCUUCCACCGCUUCUGCUCUCCCCGCGCCACCGCACACUCCACCACCGCCUUCUCCAUCGCUUCCACCCCUCCACCACCUCCACAGCUUCCACCUCCACCACCUCCACAGCUUCCACCUCCACACCUCCGCCACCUGCCACCGCUUCCACCUCCACAGCUUCCACCUCCACCGCACUGCCACCUCCACCUUCUGCACUCUCGACCACAGCCUUCCACUCGCCCCGCCACCUCCACCCUGCCACCUCCAACCCCGCUUCCACCUCCACCCAUCCGCCAACCUCCACCGCCUUCCCAGCUCCAACCUCCGCCACUUCAACCUCCCCACCGCCGCGCCACUCCACUCCACGCCUCCACGCUUCCACCUCACCCCGCUUCUCACCUCCCACCUCCACCGCUUCCACCCGCUUCCUCCUCCCCCAGCCGCCACCGCCCACCUCCACCACGCCACUCCCACCACGCUUCCACCUCCACCGAUUCCCCACUGCUUCUCCCUCCACCGCCACCUCCACCCUUCCCACCCCCACCGAUUCCACCGCUUCCUUCCUCCACCAGCUUCCACCUCCACCACCUCCACAGCUUAA
Messenger RNA from Salvelinus sp. IW2-2015, 1872 nucleotides. Lineage: Eukaryota; Metazoa; Chordata; Actinopteri; Salmoniformes; Salmonidae. The record is from RefSeq and is a predicted model, not a curated record.